This is a messenger RNA of Melopsittacus undulatus (budgerigar), 1372 nucleotides long. RefSeq names its product peroxiredoxin like 2A (gene PRXL2A). Gene Ontology annotation, molecular function: antioxidant activity. Lineage: Eukaryota; Metazoa; Chordata; Aves; Psittaciformes; Psittaculidae. The coding region runs from base 323 to 997 and encodes 224 amino acids. The record is from RefSeq and is a predicted model, not a curated record. The transcript is spliced from 7 exons.
AUGUGUGAAUACCAUCUGAAUAGGUGUAUGGAAAACUAAAGUAUUAUACAGAUCACAUAAUAUGAUCUUAUUGAGAGGGGGAAAAACAGAUACCCAAGGAUGUCAAAUUCCCAUUCAGCUUUCCUGCCAUAAUCUGCUACCUUUCUAAAGCAGUGAAGGCAAAAGUCAUCUAAUAAGGACAAAGUAAUUGCUGCUGCAACUCCACUUGUGCAACACUCACUUUUCAUGGAAAGCAAGCCUUUCUGGCAACAUAGGAAGAGAAGGAAUACUGGUGACCUUUGGAUUGCAAAGACCAGCUGCCAGACUGUUGGAGGCAUAAGAAAUGUCCUUCCUGCCUGACUUGGGAAUCUUCACCAUGGGCAUGUGGUCUAUUGGUCUUGGAGCUCUUGGUGCAGCUGUGACAGGGAUCGUCAUUGCUAACACUGAUUUAUUUUUGUCCAAACCAGAAAAUGCUACGUUGGAGUUUUUAGAGGAGAUAGAGCUAAAAUCUUUGGGAUCAGAACAAAGGACAUUCAAAGCAGGUGAACUAUGGAAGAAAAAUGGUGCAGUGAUCAUGGCUGUGCGAAGACCUGGAUGUUUUUUGUGCAGAGAGGAGGCUUCUGAGCUCUCCUCUCUGAAACCUCAGCUGUCGAAACUGGGUGUCCCUCUCUAUGCUGUUGUGAAAGAGAAGAUAGGGACUGAAGUGGAGGAUUUUCAACCUUACUUCAAAGGAGAAAUCUUUCUGGAUGAAAAGAAAGGUUUCUAUGGGCCACGCAGACGAAAAAUGAUGGUAUCAGGUUUCUUCCGCUAUGGAGUCUGGCAAAAUUUCUUCCGUGCUUGGAAAAGUGGAUAUAGUGGUAACCUGGAAGGAGAAGGAUUCACCCUGGGAGGAGUAUAUGUGAUUGGUGCUGGAAGACAGGGUGUUUUACUGGAGCAUCGUGAGAAAGAAUUUGGAGACAAAGUCAACCUUCCAUCUGUUCUUGAAGCUGCUGAGAAGAUAAAACCCCAAGCUUCAUAAGUAGAAAAACAGCUGCACAUGUUUCUGACCACAGCUCGAAAUGUAGAAUGCAUCUGUUUCUUGAAUGUUGCAGUUAAUUGCUUUUUAACUAUUCAGUGAUCAAUACAGAGGACAGAUUCUCUAUUCAAAUAUAGAAAAUCAUUAAAAUCUUCCUGGAUCUUCUUUUGUUGCUUUGCAGCCUUUCAAGUGGUCAGGAUUUCAACUGCUUUUUUGUGCCUGGCUGUAUUAAUGAAAGGCUGGUUCUAAAAUCCGUCCUAGUGUAGAUGUUUCCAGUCAGUCAGUUGAAAACCUGCCUACCUAGGGGAGCAGAUCUUCGCUAAGGCUGAAGUAAUGGGGUACCAGCUGAGGUUGAAGGAUAAUAAAACUUUAUACAAA